AUGUAUUCAGGGGCCUUAGGGAAUCCUGACUUAGAAGCAAUUGGGUUUUCUCAAGCCAGGUGGAAACUAAACCCCAAGGAGCUGAAAAAAGAAGAAGCUCGCUAUGGCUCCAGCCCCCUGGCUAUGCUAACGGCCACCUGCAAUAAAUUUGGAGGCUCCAGUCCAAUCCGGGAUUCGGCCACACCUGGGAAAGUGGGGAACCCUUUGGGGAAGAAGCUGUACCAGCUGGGAGCCGAGCAGUCCAGCCCCAAGCUCCGCAGCUCCGAGGCCAUGGGAGAUUCCUACACGGCUGCCUUCCCCAGUGGGAAUGGGCUGAUGUCCCCCUCGGCCAGCCCGCAAGCCUCCACCACCUACGGCAACGACUACAGCCCCUUCUCUCACUCCUUUCCAGCUUCCUCCGGCUCUCAGGACCCCUCAUCCCUCCUGGUGUCCAAGGGCCACCCCUCGGCCGAGUGCCUUCCCAGCGUCUACACCUCCUUGGAUAUGGCGCACCCUUACGGCUCCUGGUACAAAGCCGGGAUCCAUCCUGGGAUCUCCAGUAGCUCCAGCAAUGCCACAGCCUCCUGGUGGGAUGUGCACUCCAAUACCAACUGGCUGAGUGCCCAGCCCCAGUCGGACGGCCUCCAGGGCUCCCUUCAGCCUGUGCCAGCCCAGACAUCCCUGAGCCCUCAGCUGCCGAGCUACAGCUCCGACUUCACCACCUUGAACCCUGCCCCAUACCCGGCCGUGGGCAUCACCUCCUCCUCUCAUCUCCUCCCUUCCGGCCAACACAUGCUGUCCCAGGAGAUGUACAAGCCCAAGCCUGUGGCCAACAACUCCCUGAUGGAAGGCGGGAUCGGACUGAAGGCCCCGCGUGGCGGCACCUUCAGCAGCACCACCGGCCGCUCGACGUGUGAUUGCCCCAACUGCCAGGAGCUGGAGCGGCUCGGGGCCUCAGCCGCCAGCCUGCGGAAGAAACCCAUCCACAGCUGCCACAUCCCGGGCUGCGGGAAGGUCUACGGCAAGGCCUCCCACCUCAAGGCCCACCUGCGGUGGCACACGGGCGAGCGCCCCUUUGUCUGCAACUGGCUCUUCUGUGGCAAGCGCUUCACCCGCUCAGACGAGCUGGAGCGUCACGUCCGCACCCACACCCGGGAGAAGAAGUUCACCUGCCUGCUCUGCAACAAGAGGUUCACCCGCAGCGACCACCUCAGCAAGCACCAGAAGACCCACACCGAGAUGGGGGCAGCCAAGCCCGCUGAGGGCGAAGCCGAGAGGGAGGAGACGGCCACUGGCGGUGGCUCUCCAGGCGCGGCCUUGCAGGACGGGCUUGCCAACGACGACAAAGACACCACCAGCCCUGAGCAAAGCAGCUUGCUGGAGAUCUAA
Molecule: messenger RNA, 1368 nt
Organism: Trachemys scripta elegans
Lineage: Eukaryota; Metazoa; Chordata; Testudines; Emydidae
Gene: SP7
Product: Sp7 transcription factor
Exons: 2
Coding region: 1-1368 (455 amino acids)
Biological process (GO): regulation of transcription by RNA polymerase II
Molecular function (GO): RNA polymerase II cis-regulatory region sequence-specific DNA binding; DNA-binding transcription factor activity, RNA polymerase II-specific
Source: RefSeq, a predicted model, not a curated record